AUGACGCUCGCACAAGUCCGCCAGGAAUAUUGGCCCCUGAAUGGCAUGUCUCUAGCAAGCUAUACUUACCGGAAUUGCAUUCGCUGUUUCCGAAGCAACCCUGUCCCUGUCCCUCAACCUCCCGGACAGCUUCCUCGUUCUCGAACACUUCCCGCUCGACCUUUUGCCACUACUGGCGUAGAUUUCUGUGGACUAAUCUACCUCAAACCCGUUCACCGCAAAGCUGCAGCGCAGAAGGCCUACAUCGCUGUUUUCGUCUGCUUCUGUACCAAAGCAGUUCACUUGGAGUUAGUGGGCGAUUUGUUGACAGCUAAAUUCAUCGCCGCUCUUCGUCGUUUCGUUGGAAAACGAGGCGUUCCUGCCGAAAUCCAAUCGGACAACGGGCUCAAUUUCAAAGGAGCUAGCAACGAACUCCGAGCGUUAUACGAUCUGCUCAAUGAUUCCUCAAGCGCAACCACCAUUAGCAACGAAGCAGCUCAGAAUGGAAUCGUGUGGAAAUUCAUUCCACCGAAAGCUCCAAACUUCGGUGGUCUUUGGGAAGCCGCCGUCAAAUCCGCUAAGUCAUCUCUGGUGAAACUUAUCGGACAACGUCGGCUGUCGUUCGAGGAUUUGACCACCGUUCUUGGUCAGGUUGAAGCGGUAAUGAAUUCUCGCCCUUUGACACCCCUUUCCGAGGACCCCGACGAAUUGGAUGUCCUGACCCCGGGUCAUUUUCUCACCGGAUCUUCGCUGUUGGCGAUUCCAGAUCUGGACUAUACAGGCGUUCCAACCAAUAGGCUCGAACACUACCAACAACUUCAACAGCUCAUCCAGCAGCACUAG
Toxorhynchites rutilus septentrionalis is the source of this 822-nucleotide messenger RNA. RefSeq lists its product as uncharacterized. Gene Ontology annotation, molecular function: nucleic acid binding. The record is from RefSeq and is a predicted model, not a curated record. NCBI's taxonomy places the organism in Eukaryota, Metazoa, Arthropoda, Insecta, Diptera, Culicidae. The transcript has a single exon. Gene Ontology annotation, biological process: DNA integration. Bases 1 to 822 code for a protein of 273 amino acids.